GGUAAAAUGGCAGCUUUGGCGCAAUUGCACCUCUGGGGCGCCACCUUGUUGCUAUGUCAGUUUCUACUUAUUGCCGGGGAGCAGCUGCAUUUGUCUCGCUUACCUUUCUGCGAGGAGCACCUACGUAACCUACCAGCCCACACACCCGAGCUUCGUGAACUUAGGGACCUGUUCCAGACAUGGACGAUGCACAAAAGAAUAGAGCUGGACAUGAUCAACUUGCUCGGUAGAUUGCGAGAGCCACCUACAAAGAUAGAGGAGAUUUACGCAUGGAAGACGACGUGGAAUGAAAGCUACGUCUCCAGCAGGCGCCGAGCGUCGGCUGACGCCCUCGAUCAAAUAGAGCGAAACAUAACAAGCCUUGUGAAAUCAUUGCGGUCAAAGGGGCACAUUCCACCAUCUACUACUGUUCAAGACCUGGUGCAAUGUACCAGCGGCCAUUUGCAGCCCCGGCUCUUCCCGGACCAGCCGGUGGUGUCCUUCAUGUUGCAGUACUUCAAGCGACCCAAAGUAGUGGAUGCAUUCGUUAGCAUGCUUCAGGUGUGCAACCAGCUGAUCCCCUCCGAGUUCUUGGUUAACGUGGACAGCCCGCAGGAGGGGCAGCGGUGGGCUGACCUCAGCUGGAGCACCAGCGGCUUCGUGGUGCCCGUCAUGUCGUUCAACCUGCACGAGCUGCGCGGCUACAACAGGCUGGCGGGCAUGGCGCGGGGCAAGUACAUGGUGCUGCUGCAGGACGACGACCUGAUUGAGCCCGCCGACUGCUCCUGGCUGCCCCCGCUGGUGGCCCAGUUCGAGGCCAUGCCCGAGCUGGCCAUGGUGGGCUUCAACAAGCUGCAGCUGUCGCACGGGCCGGGCAACGACCUGAACGCCAACAACUUCUACGACCCCGCAACAAACAACGACAUGAUCUUCGCAUUCCAGGUGGACCUCGCGCCCAUAGCCAUCCGCCGCUCGGCCUUCCGUCUGGUGGGCGGUCUGGACGAGGGGAUGUCCGACCGAGGCGAGUGCGGCAUCUGGUCCGACUGGGAGCUCUCCAUCCGCCUCUGGGUGGCAGGCUGGCGAGUGGCCUUCAUGCCCCUCAUGCGCAAGACGGAGGGCGACCCGGGGCAGCCGGGCGGCACACACAAGCCCGAGACGGGGGUGCGCUGCUGGGGGCGGCAGCAGGGGCUGGGCUCCUCGUUCUACAUGGCCCGCUGGGGGUCGGGCUGGGGCGGCGCGCCGGGCAAGUUCCUGGAGAAGCUUGAGAACCAUGUGCGUCUCGCGAACCUGAAGCUGCUGAAGGGCAAGUACACGAGGUGCCCGUUCAGGAAGGGCUGUGUGCCGGAGGGGGAUCCACCCCUACCGGCGGAGUAUGGGGAUUACAAGCAUGAGGCGAAGGGAAUGGUGGAUGCGUAGGGUGGUGAGGGGGGAAAGUUACAUAAGAAAUGCAAACAACUAGGGUGGAGAGCGAAGAGGGGGAAAGAACGGGUUGUGUUGCAGGCUUGCAGCCGGCGGGUGUGGUGGGUGUUUGGUUGGGUGGGCGCCGUUAGUGCCACCCCAGUAACCCAAGAGCGGCUGGAGACAGGACGGGGACGUAUUGCAUGGUACCGCAGGGUGUGUGGUAAGGGGUGCAGGUGCGGUUACUUUGGCUGCUUAUGUGAUCUAAUGGGUGGGGAUGUUGUGCGGUGGGGAUUACUCGGUGUCGUCAGUGAUAUCGGGCUUUUUGCGUCUUACGAGUUUUGGCAUACCGGUAUUCCUCUUCACAAUUUAUUAGGAUGGGCUGCCUGUGAUGUAGGUUGCUUGCAGGCACAGGUCAGUUGACCGGUUUCCCGCUUUACCGAAAGGGUAGUAACUAGUCGGCGCUGUUGCUAGCUGGAGCGGCUGGGACGCUGGGGGGAUGCCUGGUGUGUCUCCAUGACCUGCGUGGGCUCCUUGUGCGGGUGUGGCUUUUUGAAUUGUUCAGCGUUUAGAGCAGAGCGGCACUGCGAUUCAUAUAAGUUCUUAUAAGUUCUAUACUGGAAACUUUAGGAUACGAUAGGAGGGAUAUGAAGCGAACCGUGGGGCGCUGGUGGUUGAGGGUCCGUAUGGAAGGUUUGGUUGUACAGCAGGGUACGACCCCUCCUGGCACGCUGGCUUGAUGUACGGCAACACCCUGGCUUGCUAUACUGGCGUCUGACUUUGCGAUACUUUAAACCAUUCUCGAGUCCAUGCUGCCACCAACGCAAAAGCUUAGUUGUCAUGUCGCUUCGACCGCUUACCCCUCAGGCCCUAGGUCUUUCCUGCAGCAGGGUACCGUCGGCGCGGCGCCUGCGAACGGCCAUACGCGUCGCGGCUAGCUCGCCCGACGGCUUCCAAUACAUGCAGCUUGACCUUCCACCUCCGAUUAACAGUAACAUUCGCAAGGCAGCGUUCCUGAAAAGCAGCAAUCGCGUCGCGGACUGUCCGCCCGAUAAGCUACCUGAAUUCGCGCUUAUUGGCCGUUCGAAUGUUGGCAAGUCUUCUCUAAUUAAUUCGCUGACAAACAACGACAAACUUGCGAAGGUUUCUAAGGACCCGGGCAUGACCAAGUUAAUCAACCACUACUUAAUUAAUGACUCCUGGCAUCUUGUGGAUUUACCCGGAUAUGGGUUCGCCAAGGCGGGCAAGGCCAACCGCGAGGAGUGGCUGAACUUCACGAAGGAUUAUUUCAUAAGUCGCGACAACCUGGUCAGCGUGCUGCUGCUUGUGGACUCGAGUGUGCCGCCACAGACCGUUGACAAGGACUGCGCCAACUGGCUCGCCGAGUGUGAGGUGCCCUUCUGCCUGGUCUUCACCAAGACCGACAACCGCAAGCGCGACAUGCCGCCAAACGCGCAGAACAUCCGGGCUUUCAAGCAGCUGAUGUGUGAGGACUGGGAGGCGCUGCCGCGCUGCUUCGAGACCAGCUCCCGCACCGGCGCGGGUCGCUCCGAGCUGCUGGGCUACCUGGCCUCCCUGCGCCAGCUGCACACACGCAACACCUAGAGCCGGGGCAGCAGCGGCAGCGGCGGAAUCUAGCAGCAGGGGCAACACUUAUCGGUAGUAGCAGCGGCGGCGGCGGUUACUAGUCGGCAGGUGGUGGAGCGGCAGCGCCGGAAUGGCCGCUCGCUGGCAGCAGCGUGCCUGUUUUCCCCACCGGCUGCUACCGGUAGCUUGCAGGGAGGCAGCACGUGUGUUAAGGAGCCUGGCCGCGAGUCGGAACGUGCUGCGAUGGCCGGAUGCAUGUGUGUGGUGAGAAAACUGGCCGCGAGUGUUAAGAAAACUGGCCGCGAGUGUAUGCAUGUGCAUGUGUGUAUGUGUAACUGUGGAUGCGGGUGCAGCGUACAAGACAGUAUACGGACUGUGUACGAAAGGACCUGGGGACCUGUCUAGGGGGGGUGUCUUAUGCCAGCAUGUAGCUUUACAAGUUACAUUUAGUAACGUCACGUUACGUUGUUGUAACUUGGGCGUGAACUUCCUAUUGGUACCAUUGGAAUGCGGG
Molecule: messenger RNA, 3478 nt
Organism: Astrephomene gubernaculifera
Lineage: Eukaryota; Viridiplantae; Chlorophyta; Chlorophyceae; Chlamydomonadales; Astrephomenaceae
Source: the annotation of a GenBank genome assembly